This is a messenger RNA of Papaver somniferum (opium poppy), 714 nucleotides long. RefSeq names its product F-box protein At3g07870-like. The transcript has a single exon. Lineage: Eukaryota; Viridiplantae; Streptophyta; Magnoliopsida; Ranunculales; Papaveraceae. Gene Ontology annotation, molecular function: protein binding. Bases 1 to 714 code for a protein of 237 amino acids. The record is from RefSeq and is a predicted model, not a curated record.
AUGGAUCCUUUCAAAAAACUACCACUCGAGACUGCAUUUGAGAUUUUAACUCGUUUACCAGGUGACACGGUGCUUGAUUGCAAAUCUGUCUGCAGAGAUUGGAGAAAGAUUGUUCGUAUUGUUUCUAGGUAUCCAUUAUUCAUUCAGAAGCACUUGUAUCAUCUCAAUCAACCAUCUGCUACUGAGGGUUCUUGUAAGUUGGGAUUUCUUGCUUUAACUGAGAGAGCAUAUUACUAUUUUGAAUAUAAUGAUGAUCAGAAUCAUGAUUCAACCGAACCAAUUAAGAAAAUUAGAGAGAUUAAUUCAGCAUGCAUCGGUGAUGGUUCUUACUCCUGUAAUGGCUUAAUCUGUCUUGCUCGAGAUGACAUUGAAACACCUGUUUGUAUCUUUAACCCUUUUACCAGAGAAUAUGUUAUGCUUCCAGAACUCAGGAACCAUAUAGAGUCAAUAGAUAAGCGUACAAGUGAGUGGGAUGAUUGGUCCUUCGGAUUUGGUUACGUUUCUACAACAAAUGAGUACAAAGUUGUAGGGAUAUAUGGGUCUGAUUCCGGCUAUCUAGAAGUAUACAUAUACACUCUAUGCACUAACGGAUGGAGAGAUCUUGGAAGAAACUUCAGUCAUGAAUUUAGACCCAAAUAUGGAUAUGGAAAUGUACAUGGUAGCUUUGCUAAUGGAGCUCUUUAUGGAUUGGCAAUGAGGUGCAAAAGAUUGUGA